AUGGCAGAAAAUAUGAGAUCUCUCAGAAACUUUUUUCUAUACGAGUGUUUGUUUGCAUUAACUUUUUGGAACCAUAUCAGCCUGUCUGUGGAAAAUGAACUCUUUACACCUGUUUCUAGUGAUUUUCGAGAAGAUGGUUCUGACAAAAAAAUCAAGAGCCUGCCACUCCUGUACACAAAUAGUCAUCAGUCCAAAGCUAAUUUUGAAUGGGUUGUGAUACAAAAUACUACAGAAAGCCUGUCAUUGUCGGAAAUCACAAAUGACAAUGUAAAAAAAUUAGUAGCUUUAUUAUCUAAUUUUGGAAAAGGCUCCAGGUUACAAAAUCUGACACUGACAAAUGUGUCAGUGGACUGGAAUGUUCUUACUGAAAUUUUUCAGACUGUAUGGCACUCAUCCAUUGAAUACUUCAAUAUUAACAGUGCAACACAAUUGUCAGACAUCAGCAGUUACAACUUUAACUAUUCAGGUACCUCUAUGAAAGCAUUGACAAUGAAGAAAAUUGUAAUCACGGAUCUGUACUUCACGCAGGAUGACCUAUACAGAAUAUUUGCAGACAUGAACAUUGAAGCCUUGACAAUAGCUGAAUCAGAGAUGAUACAUAUGGUGUGUCCUUCAUCUGACAGUCCCUUUAGAUACUUAAAUUUUUUAAACAAUGAUUUAACAGAUCUUCUUUUUCAAAAAUGUGAAACAUUAAUUCAACUGGAGACAUUAAUCUUGCAGAGGAAUAAAUUUGAGAGCCUUUCCAAGGUAAGC
Molecule: messenger RNA, 753 nt
Organism: Pelecanus crispus (Dalmatian pelican)
Lineage: Eukaryota; Metazoa; Chordata; Aves; Pelecaniformes; Pelecanidae
Source: RefSeq, a predicted model, not a curated record